Molecule: messenger RNA, 1164 nt
Organism: Purpureocillium lilacinum
Lineage: Eukaryota; Fungi; Ascomycota; Sordariomycetes; Hypocreales; Ophiocordycipitaceae
Biological process (GO): regulation of DNA-templated transcription; nuclear-transcribed mRNA poly(A) tail shortening
Cellular component (GO): P-body; CCR4-NOT core complex
Source: RefSeq, a predicted model, not a curated record
AUGCCCCCCAAGAAAGCCAGGCUCGUCAACAGAGCCGACAACACGGCAUACCCAGGGAGCUCGGCCGACCCAUCCAAGGGUCUGGCCUACUCCGCCGUGCUCAAGGGCGAAUUCCCUUCACUAUCAACUACGCCGCAGCUCAACAGCGCUAGCCAAGCAUGGUCAAAUACGGGAGCCCGAAACCCAAGCGGUCCUGGUCAGCGCAAUCAGUCGACGCCGAUGUCCUCUCAGCAAGGCCAGGACGACAUCUUUACUCCACCCUCGACAUCGAGAUUGCAAUCCAGCCAAGGAUUCGGUCCUCAGGCUGCUGGCUCGGGACAAGGUCAGGCGCAUCGGGGUAAUGGCUUGCUGAACGCACUGUCUGCCAACAGCAGAGCAAACGAAGCGCGAACACCGCCGGGAGUUGGCCCGCCAGAUGUGUCUCGAGCAGCGGAGGGAAAGCAGACGCAGUCUUUGUUUCGAGAUGACGGGUUCGGCAAGCCUCCUCCAGGCGCCGAUGCUGGCUCCCAAGCACCAGAAGCACGGGGCAGCCUUGGUGCGAUAGGGAAGGAGAGCACGAGUAGCAAGCCGGAGAAGGAAAAGUUCAGCCAACCGCUGGACGUUGCUGAUCCCCUUGCUGGGAUGCCUGCCGUGGACAAGUGGGGUAUUAAGGGCCUGCGGUCUCUCAUGAACAACUAUUCCGACUAUCACGCGAUGGUGGUGGGCAUGGAUCCGGGCUCGUUAGGACUGGACAUGACCUCGCCAGAACUCAUCUCCACCCAAGCGUACUCUCUCUUCGACGACCACCCGCCUCGGCCCACUGUUGACGCGGGGAAGUUCAGGCUGCCCGAUUGUUACAGCGUGACCAAUGUUCAGCCGAUCGAGACCAAGAUCCAGAGCUUCAACGAGGAGACGCUGUUCUGGAUAUUUUACAGCUGUCCUGCCGACAUCAAGCAGCAAAUGGCCGCGGUCGAACUGCACUCUCGAAACUGGCGCUGGCAUAAGAAGCUGGCGAUAUGGCUCACCAAGGAUGAGCAUAUGACGCCUCAAAUCUUGAGCCCGAACCACGAACGAGGGUACUACGUCGUCUGGGAUGCGACCACGUGGCGGCGGGAUCGGAGGGAACUCACGCUGCACUACGGUGACCUGGAUACGUCGCUGACGCAAGGCCCGGCAUUGGCUUGA